AUGGGCAUCACACAUGACACUCCACCGUACUCCAAAACCGGAGAUGCCCUCGACUGGGUCUCGUGUGAACAACUGACACUCUUCCAUCUGGUGGCAAGUGGGAAAGCGGAGAAUGACAGAAGUGUGGGUGGCAAGGUCGCGGGGUCGAGAGCGUAUAAAAGCCAAGAAGCGGCGAAAGUGAAGAGCAUCAGUCCGAGAACCUCCAGAGCCACCAAGAUGAAGUCGAUGACCGUUGUUUCCCUGCUAGCCGUUGUCCUCCUGCCGCUGCAGUGCAUCUGUGCCCAGAGCCAGACCUUCGACCUGGCCAGCUUGAUCCCGAACCGGGGAUCAGAGCCCAUUUGGACGACCAUCAACAAGAACUUGCCGCAGGUGCAGGGCAUGAUCGAUGCCGCCCGGAGGCAGUGCAUCCAGCAGCUGGGCAUGCCCAAGGGCCAGCGCCCCCUCAUGAAGGAGACCAAUCCCAGCGAGAAGGAGAAGUGCCUGAUUGAGUGCGUCCUCAAGAAGAUCAAGAUGAUAGACGACACCAACAAGCUGAACCUGGCCCAGGUGGAGAAGCUUACCAGCCUGGUCACCCAGGACAACAAGGUGGCCAUCGCCAUCAGCUGCAGCAUGGCCCAGAACUGCAACCGUUCCAUCACGGAGAAGAAGCCCUGCCAGGCGGCCCAUCUCUUCAACCAAUGUAUUGGCCGCCACCUGGACCGGAACAACGUCAAGCUGGUCUGGUAGUGGGACUCAUCCUAGAGAAGGAGUAGCUCCUCCUCCUCCUCCAGAGACACAGUUCUGACCUUUAUUUGGCUUCCAAAUAAAAUGGUCCCAGAAAUGUGUAUUUAAUUGCAAAAAUAACUGCAUCUAAUUUAAGUAUUUUAAUUCCAUUUUUUAAUUAAAAUUAUUAAUUAUACUCCCUUUAAAUAUUUAAUAAAAAAAAUUAAGAAAAGU
This is a messenger RNA of Drosophila ananassae, 936 nucleotides long. RefSeq lists its product as uncharacterized. Gene Ontology annotation, molecular function: odorant binding. The record is from RefSeq and is a predicted model, not a curated record. The transcript is spliced from 2 exons. NCBI's taxonomy places the organism in Eukaryota, Metazoa, Arthropoda, Insecta, Diptera, Drosophilidae. Gene Ontology annotation, biological process: sensory perception of smell. Bases 1 to 726 code for a protein of 241 amino acids.